Molecule: messenger RNA, 1559 nt
Organism: Anopheles maculipalpis
Lineage: Eukaryota; Metazoa; Arthropoda; Insecta; Diptera; Culicidae
Exons: 4
Coding region: 1-1533 (510 amino acids)
Biological process (GO): intraciliary transport
Cellular component (GO): ciliary plasm; cytoplasmic dynein complex
Molecular function (GO): dynein light chain binding; dynein heavy chain binding
Source: RefSeq, a predicted model, not a curated record
AUGGAUUCGGAACAAGCUAAAUUUACACUUAAAUCCCACACACCUAUCGGAUUUGAAUCUUCACGGUGUGAAAAAUCGGCAGAAAUUUGUCCUAAAAAAGAUACCGGUACAGAUCCGUGUCCAUUCCCAACACUCGCCAAUGUUGCAACGGAACCAAAGGAACGGAAGGAAAUCGCUACCCAAACAAUCAGUGCACCAAGAAGCAAAAAAUUUGCCACCUAUGAUGACUCCAAACUGGUCUCGUUUAUACGCAGAGUACAACCCAUCGUAGAGGAAGAAUUGUCCUACGGCAUGACGCCGAUCUUCGAUUGCAAUGACAAUUUGUACGAAUCUACCGAACGUUACCGGGUAUGCCGUCACCAGGAGCUAACCCUUCGUGCUCUGCUUCCGGACCAUAUGGAUGAAAAGAAAGACGGAAAUGCUUUCCGUGUCGGUGCUGCAGCAUGGCUUUCAAUAUUGACACGUGACGCACCGCUGCUGGUGGUUGCCUGCAGCCCAGUACACGAUGCUUGGUGCGAUCAUUUCACAUCGACCGUUACCGUUUUUAGUCCCAAGCGGGAUCGAUACGGUGGAUCCGUGCAGUGGGUAGAGUUGAGUAGUAAUCCGGUGAAAGCAUGCAUAGAGUCACUCGAAACGAACCCGUUCAAUAGGGACAUGUUUGCUGGUGGUACUGUCUCCGGAGACGUGUACAUCUGGCACUACGAGAUGAAUCUUAAGAAUGAACGGAACUCGUUCGCUGAGCUCCACUCGGAAACGACCGAUUGCGGGAAGGUGGUCGAUAUGGCUUGGACUCGGUAUAAUGUGAUGUCCAAAUCGGAUUACGCUUUGCUCACGGCACACAGCGAAGGUGCGGUCAUUCUGUGGCGUGUUGGUAAAACGAUCGUAAAGGAUAAAGUUUUCAAGCUAAAUGUUCCAUCGACGAUCGGGAAAGCGCUCAUUUUGACACAAAUAUUAGCCACCUCAAAUACGGAGUUUGUGGCAGGUUGUGACGAUGGAUCAUUGCUUCUGUGUUCGACUACCCAACUACUCCCACUGGGCGCUGCCUCAUCUUCUGAGCGAUCGUUCACAUCGGCGGUCAACUCUUCCUCGUCUACAGCGAGCACUGCCGGUAAAGUAAACUAUUUUUCACCGGGCACGAUUGAGCUGAAGAGUCAUUCGUUUAGUGUUACCAGUCUACAGAAGAUUGAGAACCGUCGGCAAGAGCUUCUGAUUAGUUGCGAUCUGACGGGAGAGGUUUUAUUCCAUGAUAUCACUGAUAGUAUCAACUCUACUCCGACACUUAUUAUCAAAAUGCCACUUCCCUUCAAAACACGCAUUGUUUGCACGAGCGAUACGGAGUACAUCUUUUCACCAUCUAGAAAUGGUCUACUAGAGCUGUAUCGCAUUGGAAGCGGAAAGGUGGACACAGUGGAACCGUCCUUACCUUUGAAUGGUUCACCAAAUCUUAUUAAAAUGUCUGCCAAUGGAAAAUGGCUGAUCACUGGAACGUACAAUGGAACAUUUAUACUCUACUCAGUAGCCACGGAGUACUGAAGGAUCGUAGUGACCUUUGAGUUAUU